Alligator sinensis (Chinese alligator) is the source of this 6221-nucleotide messenger RNA. It is a transcript of the gene TMEM267, whose product is annotated as transmembrane protein 267. The transcript has 3 exons. The record is from RefSeq and is a predicted model, not a curated record. Bases 1009 to 1668 code for a protein of 219 amino acids. NCBI's taxonomy places the organism in Eukaryota, Metazoa, Chordata, Crocodylia, Alligatoridae.
AAUAUUGUGUUGAAUAUGCUAUGGACAAGGAGGCUCUGAGAGUCCAGAGGUCACUUUGCUUGUUGGUUUUGGGCUGGAGUGGGGGGAGAAGAGGGCUGUGUUUGGAUGUUUGUUUUUCCUGUGUUGUUUUGAGGCUGGAAAGGAUAGUGUUUAGUGGAUAUUUAUAGUAGAUUUGAGGCUUAAGUUGACUGCCUGCCUUCGUGUACAGUUUUGGGAUUUGGUUCCCUAAAGAGAGGGCUUAGUGUAUUUUUUGAAGAUUUAGCCUUCUUGAUCAGUAGGUGUUCUUGUGUUGUGCUUUUUAAAAUGUAUCAAAACCAGUUUAUCUUUAAAUGAUCUUUUUCUCUUUAAUUUUUUCAUUUGUCUUAUAUGUAGUCUGACUUCCUGUUGGAGCAGUAAUUUGUGAUCACACUGUGUGAUAUAAGAUGUCUUGCUAAUUAUAAAUGGGUUCCCAUGUUUUUUGUUGGAUGGAUUCCCCUAUUUCAGUUGCACUAGGUACCUUUUUGAGGGAUCCUAUGCCAUUAGCUGAGUUGCUGUUGCUGCUUCUACUGUUCUUCAGAAUCUUUCACAGUUCUUCACUGGUCAAAGUGAUGUUACUUCCUAUUUGGCUAUAAUAUUAGUCUGAGAACUAAUUAACUAUAAGUUAAGGAGCUGAGGAGGGGGUCGGACUCGAUGAUCUGUUGAGUUCCCUUCUGACCCUAACAUCUAUGAAUCUGUGUUGAUUCCUUCCCCAAUUUGGUCUUGUAUCUUUUGCUUAUAUGUUUCUGGAGGGGGGAUUUAUAACAGUUUUGUGUUUUGUAGCUGCUUACUGUUCCUUGGUUUGAUUUAUUCAGGUCCAAGACAAGUUGUCUGUGGUCUGACAUACAUUGACUGGAAUUUGACUGGACUGAGUUCAAGCAGGUGCAGAUGCAGUAAGCUGUGGAGUGGAGGCCAGACUUUCUACUGGAUAUGACUGAAGAUUUAAAAGACGAUGCCCUAUGGAUAUCCUGAUGACAUUUUGUGUACGGUGACAUGUUACAUGCUAUGGCAUCUGAGACUGAAAAGGCCCAUGCUCUUCUUCAAACUUUCAGCACAGCCUCAGUUAUUUCCAGUCUAGGACUAGGGUUUUUUUGUUUUGUAGUAGACCAACUUCAGCAGUUUUCUUAUAUUCAGCAAAAUGACUGGCUCCGAGCCCUCUCUGAUAAUGCAGUGCACGGUGUGGUGGGUAUGUGGUCCUGGGCAAUAGUGAUUGGACUCAGGAAGAAAAGUGAUUUUACUGAAGUCACUUUAGCUGGUUUCCUCUCUUCUGUCAUUGAUGUGGAUCACUUUUUUCUAGCUGGCACGCUCUCACUCAAGGCUGCAUUGACCCUUCCACGAAGACCAAUUCUUCAUUGUUCUACUGUGAUUCCUGUCAUGGCUCUGACGUUAAAGUUUAUUAUGCACCUUUUCAGGCUCAAGGACUCAUGGUGCUUUCUUCCUUGGAUGCUGUUUAUAUCCUGGACUUCUCACCAUGUUCGUGAUGGAAUUCGUCACGGCCUGUGGAUCUGUCCAUUUGGAAAAACUGCUCCCUUGCCAUACUGGCUGUAUGUAGCAAUUACUGCAUCUCUACCACAUCUGUGUUCAUUUAUUAUGUAUUUAACAGGUACCAGAGAGCUGAUGUCUAUAAAACAUGGAAUUCACAUUGAUGUCUAAGAAUGAUGGUCCAUGGGCGCUCACAGUGAGGUGUAUGUAUUAUUAAAAUGGAUCCCUGCACAUUCUUCACGACUUCGAGGUUAGGCAGCCUGAAGCUACAGAUCCAGUAUGGAUAUGUUGUAGUUGCAGAAAAAGCUAAUGUACGAAUGGUAGUGAUAUCCAGGCAUCCUCUUCAUAAAAUUGGUAAUCUUCCUGCUGGUUCCUUCAUAAUUUCUAAAAUGAUUGAUCAUUCUUAAAUAACUACAUUUUGUUUCUUCUGGUUCUACACUGCAGUAUUAUAGUGCUCUUCCUCUGGUCAUCCUCCACUUUUGAAAUUAUGCUUUUUCAGCAUUCCACUUUCUUUCUAGAAUUGGAUGACAUUUGUACAGCACUUUCAAGACGUAAAGCACUCUCAAAAUGUUAUGUUCAUAAAAAUUCAAUUCUAAGGAAUGUCCAAUUGCCAGGUUUUUAACCUUGUUUAUUUGCUUUAUUUGAAUCAAACUUUGUUGUGUUCAGCUAAUUAAAAUAAUAAUGCAGCUUGUAUUUCAAGAUGUACUACUGAUUAUCUGAAAACACUGUUAAGUUUGGACGAUAACCACUGAUUAUUACAAUAUUUAUUCUAAGUUCUGCUCUAGUCUAGUCUAGUUACCCAACUUUUCAGUUCCCAAACAAAUCCUGGCUAACAGUUGUGUUUAGAAAAGAGAGAGAGAUGUAUUUAAGAGUAUUAAGUGAUUACAAAAGUGUUCAUUUGUAUACGAAUAAAUUUUUGGAAUGUUAGUUUUUUUCAUUAAAGGAUUUUACCUAAUUUUUAAGCAGAUUUUGUUUGAAAUUAAAUCUGUUUGCUACAAUAAAAUAUGAGCUUUAAAAAUGUUUUAGUAAAGUCAUAAUAAAAUGAAAAUGGGAAAUGCACUACUGUAUUAAGAGUUUACCACUGUGUUUGCUACUGUAGCUACAAUGAUCAUAUUACCAUCUUUAGCUACAGCUCCUCACAUUACUGAUGUGUAAUUACUUUGCCCAGGUAAAAAAAAAUAUCUUUUUAAACUGAACCUUCCCUUUCCUUGUAACAGUAUAUUUAGCAGAAUUCACAUAUUUUGUUGGAAUCUGAUAGGGCCACGGCAUGAGUGCUUCUGCUGUGAUGUCCUCAAACUUGCAACUUCUGGGCUGUCAACUGUGCACCACCUCAGCCCCCUUAAACAAGAACUCACGAACAUGUUAGGUAUCCUUAUACCAUAAGCUAUUCGAAAUGAACCUUCCUUUUAGAAAAAUCUUACAGGAAAUCCCUCAAGCUGAUUUGUUUUCAGUUGCCUUGCAACUGAAAACAAACCUGAGAAAUAUUUAUAUAACCUGAGAAAUAUUUAUAUAAACCAACAGCUUUCAGUUAAUCGCAUAGGAACAAGGAGCCAGGUUCUAAACUUCUGUAAAACUGAUUUCAACUAGAGUGAUAUCAACUUACAGCACCUGAAAAUUUGGCACAAGAUGUUACCUUUGUGAAAGAGUAGUUGUAAAGUUGGAUUUGUUUGGAAUAAUAGUAACAAAGUACAUAAUGAGUAAAGGCACAUUUUUCAUAUUUUGUACAUUUUAGGGCAUUCUAAAAGUUCCACUUUGCAGCUGCUAGCUCACUGUGCUCAGGAAAUCUUGAGUUCAUUGCUGCUGUGAAGGUUGCCCCUUAUUCUGAAGUGUCAAUUUCCUCUCACUUUCUCUCAGAAAUAAAAGACUGAGCCUUACUUGAUUGUUAUAUAUAGUAUUUGGGCAUAAGAGAAUAAUUUUGACCUAUGAGCUUGUGAAGUGAGUGCCUUGCUUAGAAAGAAAAUGUGAAGGUGCAGAAAGGCCUGAAAAGAUUAAACUUAUUUUGAAAGAGUUAAGUUCUUUCCCAUUUACUGCCAGUAAAUGCUGUGCAGAAACCAACACUCCCAACUAUUUUAGUUAGAUGAUCCUUUAGGGGAGGAAUUAGAUAGACGCCCUACUACUACAAACAUUAAUAAACAAAAAGCUGUAACUCACUGGAAACUAAGCAUCUAUUUGUUUUCUCCUCUUAAAGUUUGUUUAAUGUUACAGACUACCAAAUACCAGUAAUUAAAAUCUAUGCAUAAGUAAUGAAAACUUGAAUGAGUAAAUCUAUAUAGAAGCUUUCUGCUCUUGCUUCUCAGUACAGAUAUUUGUACAUUUAUGAUAACGGUCUGAAUAUAAUGCACAGAAGUAAAACAGGCUUUCUACCAAAACAGUAAAGGAAAUAGAGUUUUAGAGAAAAUUACAUUUUGGGUGGAAUUAUAACAUUUUUGUGCGAAACAUGUUCCUGCCAAUUUUCCUUCAAGGAGCAGUACCGUUAAAAAGUCUGGGUUUCUAUUCAGUCUUUGUAGCAAAGGUGUCAUUCAGUCUAAAUGUAGUCAUUUUAAGAACAGUAUUUAUAAAACAUUUGUCUUCAGUGCUGGACCUUUACCUACAUAAAUUACAACAGCAAUUCAAGGCUGAUAUAAAAAGUUUUUGUUUUAUUCUAUUCUGUUUGUUCUUAUACUGUCCCUCAUCAUGCCAGGUGAUGAGCCACUGUCAGAAGCGAAUUAAGCAAAGUAACUGGCAUCUGUUACUGGUGGCUUUCUUUAAAAAUCGCAUGACAUUUUAUAUAAGCACUGUUAUUCACUUGUAUUAGCAAGAGCCGGCUUGAAGAGCUAGCUGCAAGCAAUUCUUGCACUGAGAACAAAAAGGGGUGAGUUUCUGGUGGUGCUUAGAUCCUGUUGGGAUUCAUUCCACAUUCUUGAACCAGUUCCAAGAAAGUUCCAUCUCCAGAAGAGAUGCAGGAGACCAGAGUUGUUAACUGCAUCAACAGUUCCUUCCGUAGAGGUUUUUAAAUCCGAGGUAGACAAAGCCUUGGCUGGGAUGAAAUAGUUGGGGAUGGUCCUGCUUUGAGCUGGGGGUUAGACUAGAUGACCUCCUGAGGUCCCUUCUAACCCUCAUUUUCUAUGAUUCUAACUCCACUCCUCCCCCCAGAGCUUUAGAAAACUUUUUUAGGUAUUUUGGGCCCAAGUCUUUGAGAUCUUUGAAAAUGAUUGAGACCUUGAGCAUGACACAGUGUUGCUUAGGUAGCCACUUUAGAGAGUAGAGAUCACAUUAAAUAUGUUUUUUGGCCUGUUACCAAGGACAAAAUUCCAUUAUGUUCUGUACUCCUUGUAGUUUUUGGUUUAUUAGUUCAUUUGGCAAUAUUUUGCUCUAAAAGUACCAAAUAUUUGAAUUUUACUGCACUCGUUGCAGAAAACAGGAAAUAUAAAUAAAUGUGAAGUGUGAAAAUAGCCCAAUAUGUACUGUAAAAUAUAUCACAAAACUAAGGUAAUAGUUUAAUUUAAACUGUAAAAUACUGACCACUGAAAAUAACAAGGGAAAAUCUAAUGUUCUUUAUACGUUAAUUGUAAAUACAGCUCCAGAUUGUGAAGCAAAAUGCAGUGUUCUUGAUUGUGCUUUUUAAAGUACAAAAUAUGUGUAGAUUCCCAAGUAAACUAUUUUAGGUUAUAAGCUGCCCUUCUUCCCCAUUUUGGUGAAUUGCUCUUCUGUUUAAAACAGAAUUCAUUUGAAUAAGUCCUAUUGUGUGAGAGAGAAAUUCAACUCUGUAAAGAUGAUAAAAAUUGUCUUAUUUAUCAGAUAGCCUUAAAACAAUUAAAUACACCCUCCCCCUUUAAAAAAAACAAACUUUCAUUCAACCAACUACUCUAUUUUAAAAUUGACUGAUAUUUUCCUUAUCACUAUUGAUACAAUUUUUGCUAUAAUGAAGUAUAAUACUAAUAUUUGUGUGCCUUAAAUCAAUCUGUGAUGAAUUGCUGAUAAUUCACUCAUCAUUGCCUUGCUCAAAGAUGUCUCUGCAUGGAGAUUGAAUUAUGUACUUGUUGGUUAUCAACGCAGAGGCACUGACCAAAGCAAAUGACAUUCCCUUUGGCUGUGGAAGAAAUGGUUUCCUCAGCUUUUCCCCUGGGAGGUUUGCUGUAUUGGGUUAAGCAAAGGAAAAAUGUUUAAUAUAGUCAUUUUAAAGAAAAUUUUAUUGUGUCCAGUUUAAAACUUGCAGUAUUUGUUUACAUUACAACCAGAGUCCAUUAAAUAAAGUAACAAACACAUCAUAGAAGGAGCCUUCUGUCAAGAGAAACUAAUUGAGCCAAGCUAUAGCCUUCCCUUUAAGCCAACUAUGUGUGUGGAGAGCCAAACUGUGGUAUGGUGUUACUUAAUCUUGGAUUUCAACUCAUGUGAUUAACAGGAAAUUUGGCUUUACAAGCCCAAAUCAUAUUCCUUUUUCAGAUAUAUUUUGUUGAAAAUUCACAGACAGUUUUGUCGCAUUAAUUUGUUGUGAAUUAAUCCCUGAAAUGUUUUGCAAGAUUCUUUCCCACUCACUCCUUUGCCUUAUUUAUUGCCCUCCACAAAAUCCUCUGUUGUCUUUGCUUCCUUUGUAUGAAGGAAAUCUGUAAUUAUAGGAAUUUCUUUUAAGAUUUAUGUGGCACCUGUCGGUUGUCUUCAAAUUAUGUUUUCAUUUGGACCAUAAGAGUUGACACUGUACUGUAAAAACACUUUUUAUUUUAUUAUAAUAUUAAAGUAACAUUAAA